Heterotrigona itama is the source of this 4762-nucleotide messenger RNA. NCBI's taxonomy places the organism in Eukaryota, Metazoa, Arthropoda, Insecta, Hymenoptera, Apidae. The record is from the annotation of a GenBank genome assembly.
AAGAGUAUAUUACUGCGAGUGACGCACCAGAGAGGUGGAAAACUACUGGAAGCACGGCGUGCUCGUAGCACGUUAGGCGAGUAGUAAGUGUGGCAGUAGGAUGCGAGGAACCGUUAGCUCGACUCCGGCUAUUUUUAUUAUUAUUAUCGUCGCGCUGCACUUCACCACUGGUGCUCGAGAACGAAAGCGGCCGCUGUUCCAUCCGCGAGGUCCAUACGCGAUAUCCGUCGAGUGGAGAUCGCCUCGAUGUUCUGACCUAUAAAACCGGCGCCGCGUUCCUCGCGUGGUAAAGCCGAUUCCGUUCGUAAGAUCCGCCGAACGUUCCCCGUCCCGUCACGCUCGAAUAAAUUCGUGUCAAGGUGUGCCGCUUCUUUACGCAGCAUCGGAAUAGAUAUAUUCUCUCUCGCUUCCUCUUCAUGGCCUCUCUUCUCUUCUCUGUUUUAAUUGAAAGAGGCAACGACAGAGUUUGAAGCAGCAACAGACUGAAAUUGGGGCUUUCAUAUGUUUUAUAGAACUCUUCAUUUUUUUUUUUUGCUGAUUUCGACGUUGAGAUAUUGUAUUGUUUCUUCUUCAAUUUGUUGUAGCAAUCAAGCUCAUAGAAAACUCGUUUCUCAUAUACAUCUUGAGGUUCUUAUGUAAUCAUGGAAUCUUAUUCAUUAAGAUGAUAGAGUUUUCAAUUACUGCGAAUCCUCUGGCCUAGGUGAGAAAAAUGUUUGCCAAUUAUUAAUAUUUUUGGAUUAAAUAAAGAAGAUAUAAUUAAAUUUAAAAAAAGAGGUAAAAGAGGUAAAAUACAUGAACGUCAAAUAUCGCAAAGUAUGUUGUACCUGUACACAAAUUACAUAUAUAUUUGCAGAGCCAUCGUUGAAGGCGGUAGGUCGAUGCCCAGCCUUCGAGGAGCAAAACGUGUGUCCCGCAAGAGCGCCAAACUGCGAGAAUGACUUCCAGUGUCAGGCGUCGGGAGAACGUUGCUGCAAGACAGCCUGCGGUACGAAAUGCGUCAUCGGCCAGUUGACAGGCUGUGAACAGCUGGCGCAGGCAGCCGUGAGAAGAUCGCGCGCCCUUGGCCCACGCGGGCCGUCGCAAUUUAUACCAAAGUGUAACAACGAGACCGGCGAGUUCGAAAGGAUACAAUGCCAUCAACGAGAGAGGAGCUGUUGGUGCGUGGACGAGAUCGGUGUCGAGGUACCAGGCACCAGAGGAUCCACCAAGCACGUGAUCGAUUGCGACAAUCCCCGUGAGUGUCCCGCGCAUAGCUGUCGGAUGCUUUGUCCACUGGGCUUUGAGAUCGAGCUGAAAACUGGCUGCCCUAAAUGCGAGUGCCGAGAUCCUUGCCGCGGCAUCGUCUGUCCAGGGACCAGUCAAACGUGCGAGUUGAUUGAUGCAACGUGCGCCCGUCCACCGUGCCCGCCAAUUCCCAGCUGUCGCAAAGCCAAGUCACUGUCGACGAUCUGCCCAGCCGGUGAACCGCUGCAAAUCACUGACUCGCCGAGGCCAUUCCUCUGCGGCGAUUCGCCUGGCAAACCGAGCUGCCCGCCGAUGUACAGCUGCCUGGUGGAGCCGAAGCAAGAGUACGGAGUCUGUUGCCCGUCUAACAUUAAUCUAAAACGGCCGGGAACCUGCCCGUUGGAGGAGCCAGCUAUCUGUGGCAAUUCCUGUCAGCAUGAUCUAGAGUGUCCAGGCCCGCAGAAAUGUUGCACGAGCGAGAAGUGCGGCGGGGGCGUUUGCUCUGUUCCACAGGGGCUCAGCGCUUGCCACAGGGACCGGGUGCUCGCGGAAAUGCUCAGCAUUUCCGAGAGACAGGGCCGUGGAUAUGUUCCUCAGUGCACGGAAGAUGGAGGAUACGAAGGUAGACAAUGUUCGAGAAACGGUCUGGUCUGCUGGUGCGUGGACAACAACGGCCGAAAGAUAUCUGGAACCAUGGGACCAGCGGAUAAAGUCGACUGCAAAUCGAUAACGAAGGGAAGAUCACUUCCGGCGUCUUGUGUGUCCCAACAGUGCGCCCAGGUCUGCCAGUAUGGAUUUAAAACUGACGCAUCCGGCUGUCCAACUUGCGAAUGCGACAACCCUUGCGAAGGUUUCCCGUGCCCGAUUGGAGAACAAUGCGUUCUGCAUCGCGAAGACGGGUGUCCAGACUUCCUCUGUCCAACCAGGCCAGAGUGUAAGCCGAAGAAGGCUUAUCAAAGCCCUUGCGUCUACGGAACUCCUCUAAUCGACGACGAACGGAACGCUGUAACCUGUUCUGCGAACGACACCUGUCCCCAAGGCUAUAAAUGCACCGUUGUACCGGAAGCUGGGCAAUCGGUGUGCUGCAUGACGUCAGCCAACUCGACGAAACCGCAAACUAUGUGUGAAUACUUGAGAGAAUUCAACGAACGUAUGGAGGGAACCAGGGAGGAUAUGUCACUGGCGAUUUCGCCGCCUCAGUGCGAGAAGGACGGCAGCUACAAACCUCUGCAAUGUUACAACGGUACCUGUUCCUGCGUGAACGAUCGUGGCGUUGUCCUGAAAAGCGGCGUGAAUCGUAGCACCGAUUGUAAAGAGAUAAACGAUCUUCUCAAGCUUUGCGGAUCUCUGUCCUGCGAUUUAACAUGUCCCUACGGCUACGAAGUGGAUGUGACUGGUUGCGAGCAGUGUCGUUGCCACGAUCCCUGCAAGGAUGCUACGUGCCGUUCGCACGAGAUCUGCACGAUGGUCGACGUGAAUUGCGGAUCAGGGCAGAGUUGUCCAGCUGUUCCAGCUUGCCUGGCCAUGAAACCAGGCCAGUGCCCGUACUUGGUACCAAGUUCGUCCAGUUGUGAGCUGCAGUGUAGCAACGAUCAAGAAUGCUCCGCCACGGAGAAGUGCUGUUCAACAGGUUGCGGAACGCAAUGCGUGGCUCCUGUAAUGGCCACGGCUUGCCAGCACGCUCGCGCGGUGGCAGAACACGCGGCUAGAGAGUCCGGGGAACCGGCUAGAAGGAUUUAUAUUCCUAGAUGCGACGCCAGUGGAGCGUUCGAGCCGGUUCAAUGUCACAACGGGAUGUGCUGGUGCGUGGACAAGGAGGGCAGAGAGGCGGCAGGUACCCGGGUUCUCGAGGGUGUGGUGCCAAAGUGUAACACACCGCUCAGAUGCCCGGAGAUCGAUUGCAAGCUCGAUUGUUCCGAUGGAUUCGAGCUAGAUCCAGACAGCGGUUGUCCAACGUGUUCCUGCCGAGAUCCGUGCAAGAGCGUGACGUGUCGUGGAGAGAACGAGGCUUGCAGAAUGGUCGAAGUGGCCUGUAGCGUACCACCGUGUCCACCCGUACCGGUCUGUUUGCCCAAGAAGGACAAUCCUUGCCCGAACGGAUCACCUCUGUUGAAUCAAAAUGGUUCUCCUGCGAUUUGUGGGCCACAUGGUCAACACUGUCCGUCCACGCACAAGUGCGAGUUGUCACCUCUGGACGAAUACGCUGUAUGCUGUCCGAAACCUCGCGAAGUUUGCUUCGAACCACCGCGAAAAGUAUCGUGUAACCUAGGCAUGGGUUUCAACGAGACUGAAAGAUGGUACUUCGAUCCGGAGCGCAACGAAUGUAGAAGGAAGUCCGAGUGUACUUUGGGUUACAAUGAUUUCUCCAGCCGUCUGGUCUGCGAUACAGUCUGCCCUGUACUGUCGCAGUGCGAAAGACUCAGGGAGAAGAACUUAAAAACAUCUCAGAGGCUGAAGCAACCGACGUUCUUACCGAGAUGCGACCCGGAGAAUGGCAUGUGGGAAGCUGUACAGUGUCUGGAGCACGUUGGUGUUUGCUGGUGCGUCAACCGGAAGGGUCAGCCGGUGAAAGGUUCGCUUACCAGAGGGUCGGAGCCCAAGUGUAACUUCAGACAAGCCAGACGGGGAGGCAGAGGGCCGGCGAUACAGGAAAUCGACCGUGAAAUUCAAGCGUUCAUGGAGAACGCUCUAAUUAACUUGGAAACGGACGAGAAGCAAAUUGGGAAAGUGUUGGGCACAAGGUGUCAGGCGAUGAAGGAUAAAGGCCACGUUCCAGCCAUUUGCGAUCGCCAGGGCAGGUUCGAGCCGACGCAGUGCGCUGGCGAUACAUGCUGGUGUGUCGACGAGGCCGGCAAUCAGCUCAUUGGCUCGGAGCCGUUCCUGAAAGGAACGAAUAUUUGCUUGCCAACUCCAGUUGAAGCUGUUGAAGUAACUCUACGUUUCCCUGGUCGGUUCCUCAGCGAUGACGAGGCCACGCUGAUCAGACAAACGGAAGAUCUUCUACACGAUUUAGGCGCCAGGAUAAAGGACGACGUACGAGUGGAGAUCAAUCAAGACUCGGCUAUACUCAGUUUCGAAGUGAUAGGACCGAACAAAGUAGACGUGGCAUUCCACUUGGAAGAAUUAACCAGAAUACAAAAGCUGUCUAUGCUAGGGUCAUUCGCGGACGCAACUACUUCUCGAUUCACGCACAGAUCACCCCCGAUAGCUAUGCAAAGUAGAAUCGUAGCGUUAGAACAGCGAGAGAUCCUCACCGAGGUAGAAACGCCCGUUUAUCAAACUGCCACUUUGGUCUUGGCCGUUGGAAGCGCUUUCAUAAUCAGCAGUUUGCUCAUCUUGUUGAUGCUGUAUCGUAAAAAGAUAAAAAUGAAAGAUCCAUCGAAAACGUUAGCGGCGGACCAGCAUUUCCUCGCGUACCAGCAACCAGUGUAUGUGAUAUCGGGCGUAGAGCAGGAAGAAAAGAAGGACAUAGCCGAAGCGCAAGAGAGUGCGUCCACGUCGGAUGUGGUCGUCGGUACAUAAAAAAAAAAAAAAAAAA